Coturnix japonica (Japanese quail) is the source of this 2789-nucleotide messenger RNA. RefSeq names its product RAD17 checkpoint clamp loader component (gene RAD17). Gene Ontology annotation, biological process: DNA damage checkpoint signaling; mitotic DNA replication checkpoint signaling; DNA repair. Gene Ontology annotation, cellular component: nucleus; Rad17 RFC-like complex. Lineage: Eukaryota; Metazoa; Chordata; Aves; Galliformes; Phasianidae. Gene Ontology annotation, molecular function: chromatin binding; DNA clamp loader activity. The record is from RefSeq and is a predicted model, not a curated record.
GCGGGAAGGCCGUGUGCUGCCGGAAGUGGACCGGUUCGGUACCGGUUCGGUCCCGUCGGGUAGGCCCGGGAUGUCCGGGAGCGCGGCGGGGCGGCAGCUGUCGCCGGCGGAGGCAAAAGGUUGGUUGGCAGGUUCGUUUGAUGAUUUCUUCGGCAGUGAAGGUAUUUCUUCCGGCGUUGUUCCUGAAAACUCACUCCAAGGCAACUCUGGGAGAAAUCAGAGGAAAAAGGACCUGUCUGCGGCGCCGGGGUGCGGCACAAACAGAGUUCUGUCAAGAAAAAGAGCAAAGGCGUCUUCAGUAGAUCGGCCUUGUAGCAAGUCCAGGCAGAACUGGAGCCAGUCUCAAGAUGAGCCGUGGGUAGAUAAAUACAAACCCGAAACUCAGAAUGACCUUGCUGUGCAAAAGAAGAAAAUUGAAGAAGUUGAAACCUGGUUAAGAAUGCAUAUAUUUCAGAGACACCCAAAGCAGGGUGGCUCUGUUUUGCUGUUAACUGGUCCUGCUGGCUGUGGAAAGACAGCAACUAUACAAAUAUUAGCAAAAGAUCUUGGUGUUCAAGUGCAAGAAUGGACCAAUCCAAUAUCUUUAGACUUCACAAAGGAAGAUGUAAGAAAUAUAUCUGGCCAUGACUCAAAUUCUCAUGCGUUUCCAAGUCAGGCCCAGACAGCUCUUUUUCAGGAUUUUCUGUUAAGAGCAAAUAAGUAUAACAAACUUCAGAUGCUUGGGGAGUCCUCACAAAAUGAUAAAAAGCUUAUUCUUAUUGAAGACAUGCCAAACCAAUUCUAUCGAGACCCUAGCAGUCUACAUGAAAUUCUCAGGAGAUUUGUGCGUACAAGUAGAUGUCCCCUUAUAUUUAUAAUAUCAGAUAACUUCAGUGGAGACAGCAACCAGAGGUUACUAUUCCCCAAAGAAGUUCUAGAGGAGUUGUGUAUAUCAGUUAUUAGUUUCAAGCCUGUUGCACCAACGAACAUGAUGAAAGUUCUCAAUCGAAUAGUUGCAGCAGAAGCUAACAUAAACAGAGAGAAUUAUGCUCCUGAUAGAGCUUCCCUGGAGUUGCUUUGCAAAGGUUGUUCAGGUGAUAUAAGAAGUGCAAUAAACAGUCUCCAGUUUUUUUCCAUGAAAGAAUGCUCACUGGAGAAAGACUUCUGGUCAAGGAAGAAACGGAGUUCCACACUAAAGGGUGAAACAGCAGCAGCAGUGUGUAAUAUAAGGAAGAAAAGUAAAUCCGAUAUUUCAGAAGACCAGGCAAUACAAGCUAUUGGUGGCAAGGAUGCUUCCAUCUUUCUCUUUCAUGCUCUAGGAAAAAUAAUCUACUGCAAAAGAGAACCGCUGUCAGAAUCUGAAUUCCCUCAGCUGCCUUCUCACUUAUUAGAACACCAUCGAGACACAUUGCUUAUCCAUCCCGAGGAUAUUGUGGAAAAAUCACACAUGUCUGGAAGCAUGUUUAAUUUGUACCUUCACCAGAACUAUGUAGAAUUUUUUACUGACAUAGAUGACAUUGUGAGAGCCAGUGAGUACCUGAGCGCUGCUGAUGUCCUUUGUGGUAACUGGAGUUCACGGCUUGUGAUGGAAGAAUACAGUACAUCUGUGUCUACUCGAGGUGUGAUACAUUCAAAUAAAUCCAGAGCCUUUGCCCACUGCCAAGGAGGGAUGGGGUUCCGGCCUUUACAUAAACCCCAAUGGUUCUUUAUCAAUAGCAAGUAUCAAGAAAACUGUGCUGCUGCAAAAUCUCUCUUUUCAAGCUUCUGUUUAUCACCAGAGUGUCUUCAGACAGAGCUACUGCCUUACCUUGCAAAGUUAGCAAAUCCUAUGAGAAAUGAAGCUCAGAUUGCUUUUAUCCAAGAUGUUGGGAGGCUGCCACUGAAAAGACAUUUUGGGAGGUUAAAGCUUGAAACACUUACUGAUAAAGAUCCUGGAGUUCCAGACUUACUUGCUGGUUAUGAGGAGGACCCCAUUGACAUGCAUGCUGCAGAUGUGGCUGUACAGAUGGAGGAGAAUAGAACAAAUGAGAAUGAUUGCGAUGGAUUGCCCCUUUCAUCCAGCCAGCGCAGUGGAAGUGAACUACCUUGCAGUCAGCCUCAGCCUGUUGCUGCUCAAGUAGCUAUGGAGGAAGAUGAAUUAAACAUAGAGGAAUAUGACAGCGACUAAGACCAGCAAAACAUCAACCACUGACUUAGCUGAUAGAAUGUUAUGCACCAAAGGCCUUUCCUAAAAUGCGUAUGGUUUGCUGAACAGAUUAAGGUGGGCUGGGAGGUCCAGUCUAAACGUACUGUGUCAGAAUCAAGACACUUUUCUUCAGCUUUCUCAUAGCUUUGCAGGAUCAGACCUGAUCAGAAUACUGAAUCACAGGCCAUUUCCUGCUUGUCCUGAGCCAUAAAAGUAUACUGAGACAGAGAGAACAACAAAUGAUCAAUUCAAAUAGGUUGAGACGGUAGCCAAUUAGUGCCAUUCUUAAGUUAUUUUCUUUUCUUAAUUUACUUUGGAGUUGUACAAUGUGCUCCUAUUUACACAUCUGUUAAGCUAUUAAUCAGCAGUUGAAGACUUUUCUAAAUUGCAUGUCUUGGAAAAGCUGCUGUUUGGAAGUUUGAGGAGUUUAAGGGGAUAUGUAAAAACUUUGAUAUCUUGUAUUGAUGAUGUAAAUAAAACUACUGUAUGAGCACUGCUCUGUAAUCUGCUAAAGAUAUUUUAAUGUGUUUAUAAGUAGAGCAUAUGUUGUACAACAGUUUAUUUUGGAUUUGUUCUUGAAAUUUUUUGAUAAUUUAUUGCGGUGAAAAUACAACAGUUAAGCAAA